UGGGGGUUGUGGGUACCGGUGGGAAGACUGCGGCAGGGACGGGGGUUGGGGUUAGUGCGGCGCCGAUUCCGAAUAUGUUGGCGAGGCCGGGAUAUGGUAAGCCCCCUGUGCGGGCGCCGAUUCCGGGGGCGGUGGGUGUCGGUGUCGGUGUCGGUGUCGGUGUUGGUGUUGGGGUUGCGACGGCGAGGGCUGCGCCGAUUCCGGUGCCGAUGCUGAUGGGUGGGCCUGGUGUCGCUGGCCCGGCUCAGAUGGCUGGACAGAAGAGGGGGAGUAAUGGGGUUCCUGUACCGGGUCCUAUCCCUGCCGCGGCUCCAGCUCCAGCAGCAGCACAAACACAAACCGAACAAAGUGAACUACAAAUCAGGAUUGAAACGGGUCAACAACCGAAGAAGUGAACAUUACCUCGAACUACGAACUACAAGGGUCUUUUUAUUACUACUAUUGCAUUGCUACGGUGUUCUUUUUGCGUUUUUAUUAGCAUAUCUUGCCUUAUGUACGACGUCACAUAGGGCGAGGCCAAGGCCAGCAGCUGCUGCUGGGGUGGGUAUGAUAUACGAAAUAAAGCAUACACAUAUUUUUGGAUUACGCGU
Messenger RNA from Saitoella complicata NRRL Y-17804, 590 nucleotides. RefSeq lists its product as uncharacterized. NCBI's taxonomy places the organism in Eukaryota, Fungi, Ascomycota, Saitoellomycetes, Saitoellales, Saitoellaceae. The record is from RefSeq and is a predicted model, not a curated record. The transcript has a single exon. The coding region runs from base 75 to 395 and encodes 106 amino acids.